This is a messenger RNA of Salvelinus fontinalis (brook trout), 4610 nucleotides long. RefSeq names its product C-X-C chemokine receptor type 3-like. Gene Ontology annotation, biological process: G protein-coupled receptor signaling pathway; immune response. Lineage: Eukaryota; Metazoa; Chordata; Actinopteri; Salmoniformes; Salmonidae. Gene Ontology annotation, molecular function: G protein-coupled receptor activity. The record is from RefSeq and is a predicted model, not a curated record. The transcript has 2 exons. The coding region runs from base 240 to 1370 and encodes 376 amino acids. Gene Ontology annotation, cellular component: membrane.
AUCUGGCCAUUGUCAGAUGAGACACUUCAGGGGAUACCUCUCUUUCUCACACAACUUGUCAGUGUUAGAGCAGAGGACUGGAGACUAAAGACAGAUCUCUCUAGGUAUAACUUGGUGAAAGAGGAAAUUGUUGUCCUCGCCAACACAUAUUCUGCUCGCAUUGUUUUUGUCUGAAACCCAAUAGAUUGGUCUGUAUUACCCAAACGAUAAACUGAUUCUCGACUUCUCUACAGACAGACAUGGAUUUGGACCUGGGAGGGAUAUUUCUAGAGAAUAGCACCUAUAACUACGAUGAGGACUAUGUUUAUAAAGAGGAAUGCUCCCCUGAAGAUGGCGUUGGGGUGUGUUUUUGCACGGUGUUCCUCCCGAUGCUCUACUCCCUGACGCUGGUCCUGGGGCUAGUGGGUAACGUGCUGGUCCUGGUGGUUCUGGUCCAGAGGAGGAGUAGCUGGAGCGUGACGGACACCUUCAUCCUGCACCUGGUCUUGACCGACACCCUGCUGCUGGUCACGCUGCCCCUCUGGGCUGUUCAGGCCACUGGGGAAUGGAGCUUCGGGACCCCCCUCUGCAAGAUCACUGGAGCCAUGUUCACAAUCAACUUUUACUGUAGCAUCUUCCUGCUGGCCUGCAUCAGUCUGGACCGCUACCUGUCCGUGGUCCACGCGGUCCAGAUGUACUCUCGCAGGAAGCCCUGGAUGGUGCAGGCCAGCUGCCUGUCCGUGUGGCUCCUCUCCAUCCUCCUCUCCAUCCCCGACUGGCACUUCCUGGAGUCUGUGAGGGACACCAGACGAGACAAACAGGAGUGUGUCCACAACUACCCGUCUCUCUCCCAGUCUGGGUUUGACUGGCGCCUGGCCUCCCGCCUGCUCUACCACACGGUGGGCUUCCUCCUCCCAUCUGCCGUGCUGCUCUUCUGCUACUCCUGCAUCCUGCUGCAGCUGCAGCGUGGCUCCCAGGGCCUCCAGAAGCAGAGGGCCAUCCGGGUCAUCCUGGUGUUGGUGCUGGUCUUCUUCCUCUGCUGGACGCCCUACAACAUCACCCUAAUGGUGGACACCUUUCAGGGGAGGCCUGGGGAGCCUGUUUCUGGGUCCUGUGAGAACAGGAGGACAGCUCUGGAGAACACUCUGGUUGUCACGUUCGCUCUAGCCUGCCUGCACGCUUGCCUCAACCCAGUGCUCCAUCUCGGCCUGUGUAGAAACUUCCGGCAACACGUGCUGGAUAUGGUGAGGUGUGUUGAGGUGGUGCAGAACGAUCCGAAACUCUCACUAUGGGAUUCAGGUGUGGUUGAAGACUCACCUGACCAAGCAGAGGAGAUGGGGACGUUGAACCCAAUGACAACCAUAGGACAGGUACAGUCCACCCAGAGCUGAUGGGUAGGAAGAGGAUCCUAAUGACUAAUAUAGUAUGUCUUCCUGCCUUGAGGGGAAGUUGUAUGGGUCAUGGGUCUGGGGAUUGGUGGAUGACUGUGACCUGGGUCAUGAGAGAAAGACAUGCAUAGUAGAAAGUCCCUUAUGAGGACUGCUUUCUUUGAAUUGCACUUUAAUGGAAAACGCUCAGACUAAAUGUAUAUUUGUUUUAAGUCAGUGGGUUGUCUGAUCUUCACGUUUUGUUUUACCUAUCGAUGUCGUCCGGCUCUGGAGAAUCUGUUGGAAAGAUUCAUGCAUUAGUUAUUCAAACCUAUAUCUAUUGUAUUAUUAUUAUUACAGAGCACUUCACUGAAUGUAAUGGAUUUUAGAGUAAACAACGUUCUCAGCAGACACAUGCAUCAUACGUUUAGAUUGUUACACUCCCCUACAUAUUUAUUUGGAAAGUGAAGCUAAAACUUUUUAUGUGGCUCUAUACUCCAGCAUUUUGGAUUUGAAAUCAAAUGUUUUAUAUUUGUCACGUUCGUUAUAGUGAUGAGACCAAAGCGCAGCGUGAUUUGAGUACAUCUUCUUUAAUAAAGAAAGAACACUGAACGAACUAUACAAAAACAACAAAAUGAACGUGAAGCUAUAUAAUAAUAGUGCUGACACAGGCAACUAACUAUAGACAGGACAAAAAACAUAUAUCACCCUUGUCACACCCUGACCUAACCAAAAAUAAUAAAGAAAACAAAGAAUACUAAGGUCAGGACGUGACAAUAUUAGACAGUACAGCAUGUCACCUUUUAUUUGAGCAUGUCACCUUUUAUGACUACAUCAAGCAUGUGACUCUACAAACUUGUUGGAUGCGUUUGCAGUUUGUUUUUGAUGUGUUUCAGAUUAUGUUAUGUCGAAUAGAAAUUAAUGAUAAAUAUUGUAUUGUUUCAUUCUGGAGUCACUUUUAUUAUAAAUAAGAAUAGAAUGUGUUUUCUUCUAUAUUAAAGUGGCUACCAUGAUUACGGAUAAUCCUGAAUCAAUCGUGAUUAGUGAUGAGUAAGAAAGUUACAGAUGCACAAAGAUCAUGCCCCCAAGGAAUGCUAACCUCUCGCCAUUACCAAUAACAGGGGAGCAUAGGAUUUUCUGUAUGAUAUUUCGGAUAUUUAUGAGUAUGAUAUUUAUAUAUCUGUAACUUUCUCACUCAAUAUUAUUCAGAUUCAUUCAUAAUUAUCUGUAUGAAGAAAUCCCAAACUUUUCUCACAGAAUAUUGAAGUUUUAGUAAGACUUGUGUAUGUUACUGUUCUAUUGUGUAACUAUAAUGUUAUUUUUUUCAAUUAUAUACUGUUAUUUUAUUUUUCCAUUACUGUAUAUAAUUAAUGAAUAAGAGUAUGUUUCCCUUUUUACAACAAUUGUUUCACUUUUGAUUUCCUCAAGUCGGUGUCACAAUAUCCUGUAAAUUGACCCACUCUGGGGAAGCCCAAUGUUGUUUUACCAUUUCUACUGGCUGGUUUUACCCUGUCUGACAGCAGCAUGAGACAGGGUUUCCCACUCCGUCCCACACAGCCAUGGUUAAUCGAUAUCCGUCUGAAUACUCCACUGUUUAUUUUACUAAGAGAGGACUGUAGUGGGCAUUGUCAACCAGGUCACACUGUGGGAGAAGGCAAGAUAAGAGGAAACAGAAAAGAAGGAGGUGGAGAGAGAUAUAGAGAAAGAGAGAUGAUUUUAGGGUUGCACGGUGUGUGACUCACUAAUCCUUUGUUUUCAAUGCUAAACAUUGACAUACAAGUCAAUACAUGUCUUUUAAAUAGAAUGGGCUAUUUUUGAGCAGAUUAUGUCAUGUAAAUGAGUUGUAAAAGAAAUAUCCUGUAACUGUCAAGUUUGGACACACCUACUCAUUCAAGGGUUUUUCUAAAUGUUUUAUAAUUGUCUACAUUGUAGAAUAAUAGUGAAUACAUCAAAACUAUGAAAUAACACAUAUGGAAUCAUGUAGUAAGCAAAAAGGUGUUAAACAAAUCAAAAUGUCAUAGUUUUGAUGUCUUCACAAUUAUUAUUAUGCAUUGUAGAAAAUAGUAAAAAUAUAGAAAAACCCUUGAUUGAGUAGGUGUGUACAAACUUAGGACUGGUACUGUAUAUACUGUAUAUGUGAUUCAGAACAAAUUUGACAUGGAAUGGAACAGAAGAACUGACCUGGAAUAUUCAUGACAGAUCUUGACCCUAUUUGUAUUUUGGUUAAGCUGAAUGUCUGGUUUCCAAUUCUUUAGCACAAAACACAAUUUUAACCACUUUUCCUCCUUCCUGUUUUCGUUCAUGUUUAUACAUGUUUUGGUUUUGUUUCACUGUGUGAUAUUUCACCUCUUGUUUUCUAUGAGAUAUGGAGGACAGAGGAAUCAUGUGGCAGUAGAAGCAACACACCAAACUCAAGAUAUGACCUGCUUCCUGUUUCUCUUCCUGUAUCAGCUAAAGUAUAUGCCACUUUUCUCUUCUUGCUAAAAGGUGGUAGAGGCAAGCUGUUCAGUUGGACUGAAUGAUGCUGUCCAUUUAAGUCCGGUCACUCAACAUUGUUGAUGAUUAAGUUAAGCUAACUAAAGGCUGAAGUGCUUAUGAAGCUCUUGAAUGGAACAAGUGAAAGUUUUUGUUGCUACUGCAUGUCCUUCUAGAAUAAACAUUUAGGUGCACAGAUGCUGUAGACUGUCUCUUCGUCAUCUUGGGUGGUGACUUCUCAUAUCGCUCUUCACUCCUGUGUUAUAUUUAAUUUUUUGUGUGCCAAGCUUUGUCACCCCAUGUUGGUAAGCUUUACUUGGCUUCCUGCCACAGUAAAAGUAUGUCUUUUUCAGCUGAAAUCACAGAGAAUUUGGGUAAUUAUGUUAUCUUUUUGCAGACACUCUUUUCCAGAGCAAUUAGGGUUAUGUGCCUUGCUCAAGGGCACAUCUGCCGAUUUAGUUUUUUACCUAAUCUCCACAGAGACUCAAACCAGAGACCUUCCGGUUACUGGUGCAACACUCUUAACCGCUAGACUACCAGCAGGCCUACCAUGUUGUGUUUAGUGAGGUGGAAUGUUCAGAAUGUUUACAGAUAGAAAUGUAAUGUAUAGAGCUGACACAAUUCCCCAUUCUACAUGCCAGACAAUCAUACAUGUCUAUGAUUGUUCUGUGAUGUUGAAUCAUCCUGAACAGGCCCUUGUUGGUGGUGUGGCUAAAUCUCUGCUGAUCUGAGUGGCUUCCUCUAGGGGAUUUCGUUUUUGAUGUACAGACAUUUUUUUACCAACCAUUA